UGUUAACGUGUAGUAGUCAGACGAUAAGCAGGUAUUAUUUUCCUGAACCUAUUGCGACACGACGCGGAAUUUAGGCUUCGAAAGUCAAGGGGUCAUCAUGGGGUCAUGGAUGCUGGUUUGGAUUCUGUGUAGCACAGUCACUCAGAUGCCUGUGUGUCUUCAUGGAACAAUAUCAGUCCGCUUUAAGACUGGACGGCCUCUCUAUGUGGCACUCGGCCAAACUCUUGUUUUGGAAGCCGUAUUCAAGAAGGAUCCAGACGACAAGAUAGACAUGGUGACGUGGGACCGCGAGAGAGGAAGGGACAAUGUCAGACUGUCACAUGGAAACAGAAUAUCUUUGGAGAAAGGAGAUGCACUUCUGCGGGUCACUGAUGUUGCAGAAGGGGACUUCGCGAUCUACAAGGUCACCGUUACAGACAGUAACGGAUACCAGCAGCAAGACUCCAUAGAAGUACGAAAGAUAGUGGAACCUCCAAAGGCGUCAAUUACACGUGUGCUGGAGUGUGUUGUGGAUAAUCAUGGCGUGACGCAGUGGGACAGCCCUCAGUUUUCAUGGCUGGUUGAUGGCGUUACAGUAACUAAUCAAUCCGCCCUGUUAGCAGACGGCAGUAGACUAGAUAUCUCUGAGGUUAAGGGUGUUAACUACACCUGCAUCAUCAAGAGCAGCCUGGGGACACUCACAACGCAUUAUGAAAUACCAAAAGAAUCUCAGCCCUGUUGUGCGGGACUGAUUGCAGUUGGAGUUGUAACCGCAAUAGCACUUGUGGCCGGAUCAAUUUUCCUGAAGAUGCACAGAAAACCCCAUAUACCUGCUCCCUACUAAGUCCACAUAGAUGAUUUUAUUAUAUUUAUUUACAUGUUAAUAUACCUGUAAACAUUUGUGUUUAUUCUACUC
Sinocyclocheilus anshuiensis is the source of this 895-nucleotide messenger RNA. RefSeq lists its product as uncharacterized. Lineage: Eukaryota; Metazoa; Chordata; Actinopteri; Cypriniformes; Cyprinidae. The coding region runs from base 98 to 823 and encodes 241 amino acids. The transcript has 6 exons. The record is from RefSeq and is a predicted model, not a curated record.